UCAUGAGUUGUGACGUCAUUGCGGAGCAGGACGACUGUGUGCUUCUAUGACAGCUCUUUCGUCCUACUUGUAUCUUUAGUAGAAUCAUGUUUGCGCUCAUUUAAGUCCAGGGUAACCACCAACUGAUAGAGCUAAAAAAAGUCCAAUAUUAUCGAGUGGUUUCCGUCAAGGUAUUUCGACAUUUCUGUAGUGUUUUGCCGCUGUUAUGCAUAUUAGCUUUAGCUCUGUAGCUAGCUGUUGUUUUUAGCAUUGCCAGUGCUAACCGGAAGCUAGUUUUAGGCCCUUUAGUUUUAUACUUUUUUUUAAAACUACUUUUGGUAUUUUGUGUUUCUUUGCCAGCAAUAAAAUGCCUGACAGCUGAAAGGGAGUUUUGGCUGGAGAUUUGACAUCAACGAUGACAUUAGCAGCAGAUGAGUGGCCCUGAUAAUCACACAUGCUCAGUUUUGAUGAUUGGGGCAAAAUGUCGUGUAAAUCAACCAAAGUGGCCCCCAGUGUUGACUUCGACCACAGUUGUUCGGACAGCGUGGAAUACCUCACGCUUAAUUUUGGUCCUUUUGAAACUGUUCAUCGUUGGAGAAGACUCCCUCCGUGUGAUGAGUUUGUUGGAGCAAGGCGCAGCAAACACACAGUUGUGGCAUACAGAGAUGCUAUAUACGUGUUUGGGGGAGACAAUGGAAAGAAUAUGUUGAAUGAUUUGCUGCGCUUUGACGUGAAGGACUGCUCAUGGUGUCGGGCCUUCACCACAGGAACUCCACCUGCUCCCCGCUACCACCAUUCAGCUGUUGUUUACAGCAGCAGCAUGUUUGUUUUUGGGGGCUACACUGGAGAUAUAUACUCCAAUUCCAACCUUAAAAACAAAAAUGAUCUUUUUGAGUACAAGUUUGCCACGGGGCAGUGGACUGAAUGGAAAGUGGAUGGGAGCUUGCCAGUGGCUCGGUCUGCACACGGCGCCACGGUUUACAGUGAUAAGCUGUGGAUAUUUGCAGGUUAUGACGGGAAUGCAAGGCUGAAUGACAUGUGGACCAUCAGUCUGCAGGACAGAGAGCAUGCAUGUUGGGAAGAGAUCGACCAGAGCGGUGAGAUACCUCCAUCUUGCUGCAACUUCCCCGUCGCUGUAUGCAGGGACAAGAUGUUUGUAUUUUCCGGCCAGAGUGGGGCCAAAAUCACCAACAACCUCUUCCAAUUUGAGUUCAAUGGCCACAUGUGGACCCGCAUUCCCACUGAACAUUUACUACGAGGAUCUCCACCGCCUCCCCAGCGGCGUUACGGCCACACAAUGGUCGCCUUCGACCGUCACCUGUAUGUAUUUGGAGGUGCUGCUGACAACACUCUACCCAAUGAGCUGCAUUGCUAUGAUGUGGACUCUCAGACAUGGGAGGUGAUCCAUCCCAGCCUGGACAGCGAGAUGCCCAGUGGAAGGCUCUUCCAUGCAGCUGCUGUGAUCCAGGAUGCAAUGUACAUCUUUGGAGGGACUGUGGACAACAAUGUUCGCAGCGGAGAGAUGUACAGAUUCCAGUUUUCCUGCUAUCCAAAGUGUACUCUCCAUGAAGAUUAUGGCAAACUAUGGGAGAACCGUCAGUUCUGUGAUGUGGAGUUUAUCUUGGGAGAACGGGAGGAGAGAGUUUUAGGACACAUUGCCAUUGUGACAGCGAGAUGCCAGUGGCUGCGCAAGAAAAUCCUGCAGGCUCGGGAUAGACAAAGACAGAGGACCAAACAGGAGAGCAGUGCAGAGAGCGAUGAGGGGGCCACAGGAGGAGGAAGCCAUGUCCCAGGUGGCCAAAGCCAACUACUGGAGGUAUCAAUCAGGGAAGCCGAAGCCCAGCCUUUUGAAGUCUUAAUGCAAUUCCUCUACACAGAUAAGAUCCUGUACCCACGCAGAGGUCAUGUUCAAGAUGUUCUGCUAAUCAUGGAUGUUUACAAACUGGCGCUCAGUUUUAAGCUCUCCCGCUUGGAGCAGCUGUGUGUGCAGUACAUUGAAGCUUCUGUCGACCUCCAGAACGUUCUCAGUGUUUGUGAAAACGCCAACAAGCUCCAACUUGACCAGCUCAAGGAGCAUUGCCUUAACUUUGUAGUGAAAGAGUCACACUUCAACCAGGUGAUCAUGUCGAGGGAGUUCGAACGUCUAUCCACGCCGCUUAUCGUAGAGAUUGUCCGACGAAAGCAACAGCCUCCUCCCAGGUUGUACUCGGACCAGCCGGUGGACAUCGGCACUUCCCUGGUGCAGGACAUGAAGGCCUAUCUGGAGGGAGGCGGCUUGGAAUUCUGUGACAUUAUUCUGCUGUUAGAUGGACACCCUAGACCUGCUCAUAAAGCCAUCCUGGCAGCUCGUUCAAGUUACUUUGAGGCGAUGUUCCGCUCCUUCAUGCCAGAGGAUGGCCAGGUAAACAUUUCCAUUGGAGAGAUGGUUCCAAGUCAACAGGCGUUCGAAUCCAUGCUGCGCUACAUCUACUACGGAGAUGUCAACAUGCCUCCUGAGGAUUCUCUUUAUCUGUUUGCUGCACCGUAUUACUAUGGCUUUUCAAACAACAGGCUGCAGGCGUACUGCAAACAGAACCUGGAGAUGAAUGUGACUGUGGAGAAUGUCUUACAGAUCCUGGAGGCGGCCGAUAAGACACAGGCCCUGGACAUGAAGAAGCACUGCCUCAACAUUAUCGUCCACCAGUUCAUCAAGGUUUCCAAGCUCCCCAACCUGCGAUCCCUCAGCCAGUUGCUGCUGUUGGACAUCAUAGAGUCUCUAGCGUCACAUAUAUCAGACAAGCAGUGUGCCGAGAUGGGCUCCGACAUUUAGGACGAUGGACGUUGACCACUUGCUGUUCUGCUGAGACAAGAUCCAUUUCAUCUGGUUUACCUUCAUUAUUCACAGCUUUCGCAUAGGAUAUUGGUUUAAUUCGGUGCCCUGUCACGAUGAUAUCAUUCAUUCGUUUAUCCUGCUCCGUUUCAUCUAUGAUAUUACACAGUAUAUAGUUGUCUUCUUGAAGGGUCUUCAUUUGUUGGCCCAUUUCUUCUUGAAAGAUCUUCAUUUGUUGGCACAUAUCAGAGACUUAAUUUUUUCUGGUGAUGAUUUGAGUUUGCAAACUUUCUAUAUUUUGCUGCAGACUUUUCUCAUCUUGAUUGUGUUCUGUUAUUGCUUUUUUCAGAUCUUUUUUUAUUUUUUGGGUGAUUUAAUGUGUUAUGAAAGGGACAAUGGAUGGAUGGAUUGUUCAGUUGAAAUUUUACCAGGAUGUUUUUCACAGGUUUUUUUCUAAAAUAAAAUGUCAUUGUAUUUUUGAUUGCAAUGUUGUAAGAAUAAAAUGUACAAAUAAAGUAUACACGCUUUCUCUUGA
Messenger RNA from Nerophis ophidion (straightnose pipefish), 3323 nucleotides. RefSeq names its product leucine-zipper-like transcriptional regulator 1. The transcript has 20 exons. Gene Ontology annotation, molecular function: protein binding. The record is from RefSeq and is a predicted model, not a curated record. Lineage: Eukaryota; Metazoa; Chordata; Actinopteri; Syngnathiformes; Syngnathidae. Bases 434 to 2788 code for a protein of 784 amino acids. Gene Ontology annotation, cellular component: Golgi apparatus.